Molecule: messenger RNA, 6766 nt
Organism: Osmerus eperlanus (European smelt)
Lineage: Eukaryota; Metazoa; Chordata; Actinopteri; Osmeriformes; Osmeridae
Gene: otud7b
Product: OTU deubiquitinase 7B
Exons: 12
Coding region: 387-3203 (938 amino acids)
Biological process (GO): protein deubiquitination involved in ubiquitin-dependent protein catabolic process; protein K48-linked deubiquitination; protein K11-linked deubiquitination
Cellular component (GO): nucleus; cytoplasm
Molecular function (GO): zinc ion binding; DNA binding; K63-linked polyubiquitin modification-dependent protein binding
Source: RefSeq, a predicted model, not a curated record
GAGCGCCUAGGUUUGACAUUGUUGUUGUAACUAGAGAAAUUACUUUAUCGCUGGGGUCCUGUUUUGGAUUUAUUCAUUUGACUUGCAUCCUCUGAAAAUCCCUGAAGUUAUCUACAACUAGUCUUCAUAAAGUUACGGAUUCCACGGAGAUUUUUUUUCACUAUGUAUUACCAUUAUGGGACGAUAAUAGACAUAUCUCCGAGGCCGCUCAAGGCGUGGCUGGUCUUGUGGUAACACAAGGUGACGAACCACCACCAGCACCACUCCCCCCCCCCCCCCCCUUCCCCUCCGACCUUGAGCACCUGUGGUCUUGUAGGGGAAGGCAGUUCCCCUAGAUAUUUCUCCUGACCUAAUGCCCCCCCGCCGCCCCGUAAAUUCAUGAUCACAUGACCUUGGAUAUGGACGCAGUCCUGUCCGACUUUGUCCGUUCCACUGGAGCUGAACCGGGACUGGCAAGAGACCUACUAGAGGGCAAGAACUGGGACCUCACCGCUGCCCUCAGUGACUUUGAACAGCUGCGACAGGUGCAUGCUGGGAACCUGUCGUACUCAUUCGCAGAGGAGAGGUUGUACCCCACCCCCACGGACAAAGAAAUGGCGAGGGUGGGGCGGCCGCUUCUCCACCGCCAGGAUGAGGUGGUGCAAGGUGAGACCUCUGCCACAGAGAAGCGUCUGUCGCGGGGAAUCUCCCACGCCAGCUCCACCAUCGUGUCCCUGGCGCGCUCGCACGUCUCCAGCACGGGCGUCGUGGGCGGCGUGGGCAGCAGCAGCGAGCCCCUCCUGGACACGCCGCUGUGCACCUUCCAGCUGCCCGACCUCACCGUGUACCGCGACGACUUCCGCGGCUUCAUCGAGCGGGACCUCAUCGAGCAGUCCAUGAUGGUGGCCCUGGAGCACGCGGGUCGUCUAAAUUGGUGGACACGUGUGGGGCCCAACUGUCAGAGCCUCUUGCCGCUAGCGACAAGCGGAGAUGGGAACUGUCUGUUACACGCAGCUUCUCUGGGUAUGUGGGGCUUCCACGAUCGCGACCUGAUGCUGAGGAAAUCUCUGUACGCGCUGAUGGACCACGGCCAAGAGAGGGAGUCCCUCAGGCGCAGGUGGAGGUGGCAGCAGACUCAACAAAACAAGGAGUCUGGCCUGGUGUACACCGAGGAGGAGUGGCAGAAGGAGUGGAACGAGCUGCUAAAGCUGGCGUCCAGCGAGCCCAGGAUACACUACAGCACCAACGGCACCAAUGGGGCCGAGUCGUCGUCGGAGGAGCCGGUGUACGAGAGUCUGGAGGAGUUCCACGUGUUUGUCCUGGCUCACGUGCUGCGGAGGCCGAUCGUGGUGGUGGCUGACACCAUGCUCCGGGACUCUGGAGGAGAGGCGUUCGCACCCAUCCCAUUCGGGGGCAUCUAUCUGCCCCUGGAGGUCCCUGCUGCGAAGUGUCAUCGCUCUCCCCUGGUCCUGGCGUACGACCAGGCCCACUUCUCCGCCCUGGUCUCCAUGGAGCAGAAAGAUGGCACCAAAGAGCAAGUGGUGAUCCCGCUGACUGACUCGGAGCACAAGAUGCUACCGGUGCACUUUGCUGUGGACCCUGGGAAGGACUGGGAGUGGGGCAAAGAUGACACGGACAAUGUGAUGUUGGCAAGUGUGACCCUGUCCCUGGAGGCCAAGCUCCAGCUGUUACACAGCUACAUGACUGUCACCUGGCUGCCCCUACCUUGUGAGCAGGCACCCCUGGCGCAGCCCGAGUCGCCGACUGCCUCUGCAGGGGAAGACGCCCGCACCCCCCCUGACUCCGGAGAGUCAGACAAGGAGUCGGUGAGCAGCAGCUCCAACGGCAACGGGGACGCGACCACAGCGGGGGCGGCGAGCGGCGGCGGGAGCUCGGCCAAGAACAGCUCCUCCUCGUCCAGCUCGUCCAGCAACAGCUCGGCGGGGACCCUGACCGGCGGCAAGGACAAGAGCAAGAAGGACAAGGACAAGGAGAAGGACAAGAAGAGGGCCGACUCGGUGGCCAACAAACUGGGCAGCUUUGGCAAGAACCUGGGUAACAAGCUGAAGAGGAACGUGGGCGGGCUGAUGACGGGGAAGAACGCGGGGGCGGGCGGGGCCAAGCCGGAGGCGGGAGGGGAGAAGAAGAAGGGCUCGCUGAGGGGGCGGAAGGGAAGCAAGGACGGCUCGCCGUCGGCCCAGGCCUCCGAGGACUCCGGGAAGGGUUCGCCCUCGUCGGGCAGCGAGCGCCUGAACGGGACGGGCGGCAGCAGCUGCAGCAGCAGCGGGAGCAGCGAGAGCGACCCGUACAAGUACAGCGCCGACGUCAAGGCCAGCCUGGCCAUCCUGCGGGCCGCCAUGCAGGGUGAGAGGAAGUUCAUCUUCGCCGGACAGCUCACCACCAGCAACCGGCAGCCCUUCCAGGAGGAGAUGAUCCAGCGGUACCUGGCGGACGCCGAGGAGCGCUUCCGGGCCGAACAGGAGCAGCAGAGGAGAGACACGGAGCGAAAGGGCGUGCCCAACGGCCUCCCGCAGCCCAAGAAGGAGAGCGGCGGUGGCGAACUGAGCUACCGGCCGUACGAGGCCAAGGAGGAGCCGCCCGAGAGCUCUCCGCCCACCUUCAACCACCUCAAGUCGUCCUCCUUCAACCCCUCCAUGUACUCGGGCGUGGUGCCAAUCCCUCGGCCCUCGUUCAUGGAGCAGGCGCCCGGCCCGGCCCCCCUCACGCAGCACCUCCACAUGCACGGCUACAUGGAGACGCGGCGGCAGCUAGCCGGCGGCUCUCCGGCCUCGUCCUACCCCGGCCUUCCUUCCUACGCCACCCUCCCUCGCCACUGCCCCCUGGCGCAUGGGCCGCCCCACCCCCACUACAACCCCUCGCCGGCCCCGGCCUCCCUCAGCCCGUCGCGCCUCAACUCGUCCUCCUUCGCCCCCUCGUACCCUCCGGAACUCGACCCCCCGGACUACCCCACCUCGGAGCCCACAGCUGGCGGAUACAGCAACGGCUUCCGGGAAGUGCGCCCCAGCCUGGACAGUCGCGGGCCUCCCCCGGUCAGGCACUACUCCCUGGGCAGCGCCGGCGGGCUGGCUAGCUUGCAGUCCAGCCGGUGCCGGACACCCAGCUGCACCUACUACGGACACCCCGAGACGGGCAACUACUGCUCCUACUGCUACCGCGAGGAGCUGAAGAGGAGGGAGACCGAUCCAGCCAUCCACAGGUUCUGAAGCGGAACUGGCUUUUGCGCACUGCAAGGCGUUCGGGAUAGGUCGACCUCCUAACGAACCACACAGAGCACGGCUCUACCUUACCCUUUUUUUUUAAGGGCCUCCCUUCCUGUCGGGAAGGCGACAUUGGAGCGCAAUGGAUGGGCGCUCGGCACAACAAGAGAGAUUGGGAUGGGUGGAUGGAAGUGGGAACCGUUUCGCCUGCUGAGGCGAUGGGACUAACUGCACUUCUGUUACAUUUUUGCUGUGGCUCUUAUGCGGGCGCUGGGUUUGUGUGCGUGCGUGUUUGUGAACAGCAGGCUCUCCCCCGCUUUGUCCCCCUAUUUGCCUUGCAACUGUCUCCUUCUGCUGGAGAGAAUGUAAAUGGCAGGCAAUACACAUGUUCUGACAAAAAAAACAACACACUAACGCAGACACGGAAAUACACUUAAGCAAGCACAACCCAAAACUGCUUGAAUAUCUCCGGUUGUUUGUGGAAAAUUCCGAUUUCGCUCUUUACUUUUAUUGCUGUUUUAACAUUUGAAGGCCCCUUCACCCCAUCAGAUCUUAGCCAUCUGAUAUUGCUGUUAUCAGGCACCCAUGGCAUGUGUUCCCUGGGAAACUACGGGGAGGUACGUUCAUAAGAUGAUGCGUUCAAGGAAUUACGUCAUUACGCAUCCGUAUAAUGCAAGCUGAAUCUGUUAUUGUAAGUAUGUCAAAGUUCUGUGGGCUGCUAUGGUGCUACUGUUCCAGAGUACAAGAGAUGGAACUCAACAAAUCCCGCUCUUGUAAUUUGCUGUCCAUUUUCUGGUUGGGUAGACUUGAUGGCGUCCCGAUAACAUUUCGCUGUCAUAAAUCGAUUAUAAACUGAUUUAUUUUGGUUUACUCUCCUGGUACCGUAAAAUAAAACUAACCUGGUGGCAUGCUCUGGUCAGUAUUGUUUGAAACUUAACUUGUAGUAUUCGCUAUGGUUGUUGGAAUUUUACUGUUCCUCGCUUGUCUUCCUCAUUUUAUAGUCACGCAGAGUAGUUAUUUCAAUUUGGGAUUCUCAAAACCCCAUUUCAAGAACACACUCUCAUACUGUAACAGUUAUUCUGAAAUCGUUAUUUAUUAAAAAUACUAACUCCUCAAGUCUUUGACUAAGAAGGUUUGAGGGACCCGAACUCUCGUGUAUCAUAUUUAUUGGAAGGUUAAUGCUACAGGUAGUACUUUGUGAAGAGCUAAGAUUGUACCCCCUCCUCCCCCUCCAGCUUAUGAAAAAAUAUUCACCACAUCAAGAACUAGAAAAAUUGAAACAUUUAAAGUACAUGUAUAGUAUGGAUGGUCACACCCAGGUCCAAGAGAAGUCCCAGUACCAAGGGGAUCAUGACUGGCCCUAUGCUUGACCUCUCUUCUGCACAAAUUCAAGCACUUUCCUAAUGUCCAGCGACAUUGUGUUACCGUAUUUGAAGGUAUCUGACUGUUACGUUGUCCUUAGGUCUCGUCAGAACUCUAGACACUGCCUCCUCUACCUGCCUGAGCGCAGAUGGGCGGGGGCGCUUUUUCGACUACUUCUGUCCGAUGGGGUAUAGCUGCAUACCAGUGUCUAACUCGAUUUCCUAGUUGCCUUUUCAAUCUCUGUCCUUGUGGCAUUACAAUCUUGUUUUGUAAAUUUUACAAGAAGACGUCAAGUAUACAGUACUUGUUUUUGCUGCAGUCCCCCCCCCCCCUCUUCCAUUAAACUCUACAUUUUGUUGCACAGUCAUGCAUUGUACGUUGCUAUGGCAUGUUGUUGUUGCCAUUAUGGACAGAGAAUCUCAAGGUGACUAAAACUAGACAUUUUCUUUGAAGAAGAAACGUAAUGCAUUGAUAUGAUGUGAGGGAUGUAGACGAGUUUAACUAAUAUUCCUAUUCAUUAUCACUAAGCACAUGAAUGAGAUGUGCAUAAUUUGGAUGUUUGGCAUGAGAUAAUUUAGCAAUAUAUUACUAAAGAGCCAUGAGAAGAAAAAAGGUUCAGUGAACAAAACAAUAGAGGUAAAGAUCCUUCUCUUCCUGACUGUAUUUUCUGAGUUAACUGAGAGCAGUCAUUUCACUUAAAGCACAAGAGAAUUUCUGUAUGCAAUUCACUGCCUUGCCCAAUAGAUGGCACCCUUUUAUUUGUCAUUAUUGCAGGACAUGUAUUGCCCUACUUAACCAAAAUAAAUUGAGGGAGAUUCAUCAAUUGUUAAGACAACAAUAUAUACUAAUUUCUGAAGUAAUUAGUCUUUCUAUGUUUAGCCAUGGAGAUGAGGGAUUUUUGCUGUACAUUUGAGGUAACAUUCUCUUGAGGUACAUCAAGCAAACAAUUUAAAACAAAGUAUCUGACCAACCCUUGUAGGGUAACUGUCUAUAAGAAGGAAUGCCCACUGAAAUAGAACCAACCAUUCCCCUUAAUGACAUUAUGCUAAAACCCAAACAAUGCUGUGUGUGUGUGUGUUUGAGUGUGUUUGAGUGUGUUUGAGUGUGCUUGAGUGUGUUGGUGCGCUUAUGUUUUAUGAAACUUUUUGCAAAAAAGCAUUGCAGCUCCAAUAAGGCACAAGUAACAGUCGUUUCCAGUAGAAUGGCGACGGCUGACACUUAAGAAUGCGUGCGCUCAGCCCUCCCCUUUGUAUGUACCAGCACCACACGCUCGCAUCAACGGAACGCUAUGGCUAAUAAGAAACACCUUGAACAUUGAGCUUGAAGAGACUGCAACAUGUUUUGUAUUUAAUGAGAGGACAAUGAGAGGUUGUAUAAAUAUGUUUCAAGUUAUUUUUGUAAACCCAAUGUUUUACAGUGUUUUUUAAGAUGAGAAUGUCGGCUAUAUUGAUAGGCACUACAAAAAGAUUGGACGAGAUGCUCUCAACUGAGUUUGGGAUGCAGUCAGUAUUUAUCUGAGACGUUUAAGCCUGUCAAAGGUUAUCCCAAGCAAGCCUGUUAAAAUCGAAGGUUUCUCGUUAGCAAACUACUUUCCUCAUUGCUGACCUGAAGUUAUGAUUUGAGAGUAUAUAUUUAUAGUAAGAUUUUUUCAGAAGUUUCAUUUUGGAAUGUUUAGUUGAUCAUUUUUAGGAUGUUCUUUCGUACGUGACUAAUUGUCUAGCAGACCGGCUUUUAAUUGUUUGUGUUUUUUACGUUUUGUUUACUUUUUUCCUUUCAGAUCGCCACCAAUUUGAGCUAUGCUAAGACUUUAAUACAAGACUUGAUUGCUGGUGUAUGCAACCUAUGCUCUUGCUCCAACCUUUCCCCUGGGAAUUGGUAUGCCUGCGAAUUUGUUACAAAAAGCCCAGUAUUUUUUGUACAUUUCUCUCAUUUCGAUGGACAGAUUUGUCAUCGUCAACAAUAUUUACAUGGGAUACUUAAGUUGCAUGGGACUGGAACUGUUGCAUGUAAAUGGCAAAUCAAUUUAAACAAAUUUGUGCAUUACUUUUGAGCUGAUUUCAGGCUGUCUUGGUUUUCGGAUCUUUGUGUGUGUGCGUGUUAGGAAAGGAGAGCCCAGGCUGUGUGACAGUGCAAUCUGGAUGGAAAGAACAUCUGAUUUUACGUUAUAUUUUUUGCACCGUUUGAAUAAAUGUAUUUCAACAACGCUA